AUGUCUAUUUGGACUAAAAUUAAACAUUCUUUCAGUCUUUUAGAUAUCUCUGAAAUAUUUAGUGAUGUUAUUGUUUUUGGAAUAUCUUUACUUACUAUUGUAAUUACAUUGUUUUGUUCUCCAAAUCAAAUGGUAAUUCCAAAUGAAAAAAAUAAUGUAAAUGUAGAUUAUCUUUAUGUUGAAAAAGAAACAAUUCCUUUUUGGCUUUGUGCUUUAAUUUCAUAUGUCCCACCUCUUCUCUUAAUACUUCUCUUUUCACUCUUUAAAAAGUCUUCAAAGUUUUUAUUUUAUUCUUUGUUUUGUUUAAUCCUUUGUAUAUCUUCAAAUAUCGCUAUUACUAACUGUGCAAAACUCUUUGCUGGUCGUCCUCGUCCACAUUUUUAUGCUAGACUUUCUGAACAUCCAGAACAAGUUAAAUCAGUAUAUCAGAGCUUUCCUUCAGGACAUUCAUCUUCUAUAUCAAAUGGAAUGACAUUUUGUACAUUAUUUCUUGCAGGUCAAAUGAAAAUAUUUGCUUCUUCUCAAGAGUCAUGGAAAUUAUUGGUUGUGUCUCUUCCUUCUAUAGUAGCUAUUUUCAUAAUGAUAACACGAACUCGAGAUUAUUAUCACAACUUCUCAGAUAUCAUUGGUGGAGGAAUUAUAGGACUUUUUACUGCUUUCAUAUUUUAUUGUAAUAAAUUUAAUUCUUUAUCAAGUGACCAUUCAGAUGAUUUAAAAAUUACAUCAAUAUCUCAACUUGAAGAUCAAACAGAUAUAUUUGAUGUAUAA
Messenger RNA from Entamoeba histolytica HM-1:IMSS, 768 nucleotides. RefSeq names its product lipid phosphate phosphatase, putative. Gene Ontology annotation, molecular function: phosphatidate phosphatase activity. The transcript is spliced from 2 exons. NCBI's taxonomy places the organism in Eukaryota, Evosea, Mastigamoebida, Endamoebidae. The coding region runs from base 1 to 768 and encodes 255 amino acids. Gene Ontology annotation, biological process: phospholipid metabolic process. The record is from RefSeq and is a predicted model, not a curated record.